UGCUUCGAUCCAUGAAUACUUGUUUCCCGCUUCUUUACAACUAUUCGCAGACUCGUUAGGAAGAAAUUUAACAGAUUCGAUCCCGGUCAAAAUACUAGGUGAUAGGGAUAUGGGUCUUGACCUCUUUGGGGAUUAG
This is a messenger RNA of Dentiscutata erythropus, 136 nucleotides long. The record is from the annotation of a GenBank genome assembly. Lineage: Eukaryota; Fungi; Glomeromycota; Glomeromycetes; Diversisporales; Gigasporaceae.